UGUGACAUUUUGAUCCUGCAAACUUUCUUCGAACGGUUAAAACGUCUUUUUGCGGCAGUCUGUAAUAAUUAUAUAUGUUUUGGUAACAUAUGUAUUUACGUGAUUAGGGGUGUAAACGCAUUACCCAGCCAUCCUGUGCACCACGCUGUUCAGUGCGCGCGCACGAGUGUGUGCGUGUGCGUGUAUUACGUCGCCCGUACAGAACAGAUCUGGAGGCUGUUGUUAGUCGACCAGCGCGUGGAUUUUAUAGAUCUCUGAAUUAAGCUGAAAAUACAAGCAACUGCAGCGUCGUUUACUCAAAACAAGAGUAUUUAUCUCGCUUUUUUAAUGUUCAUCCGAGCCAUGCCUGAAUUAGUGGACAGAUAUUUAGCAGUGACUCCGCAAAAGUUUUGACUUUUAAUAAAUCUCUUAAAUUACUGGAGCUCUCGCGAACGGAUCCCUGAAGACUCGACCAAGCCAUUAGGAAUUAAGGAAUCUCAUGUAAACUUUGUAAAUGAAGAUUAAAAACAUCUGCACGCGCUUCUUCUCUCUGCCGGGCAUCGCACAUGGGGUGACACAGAGGAGCUUCCUGGGCCGCUGAGACGUGACUUCGGGCUGGGCGUCUCAUUUCCUGUGCCUGGCCCAGACAAGCUCAAAAAAGCUGCCCUCUGAAUGACUACUGGCCGUCUGUUUGUGGGGUUUUGCCAAGCUGUCACCAUGAGCAAAUACUCCCAGUACUUCAACAAGACCCUCAUCCAGGUCCACUAUCUCACUGCUAAGGAGAUGACCGCGGAGGAACUAAAAGACCGCCUUGAGAGUAAACAAAGCUUGAGCUCCCUGAACAUUUUAUUUGUCAUAAUCUGCAGCAUCAUCAUCUUGGAAAACCUCCUCGUGCUCAUUGCUGUGUUUAGGAAUAAGAAGUUCCACUCAGCCAUGUUCUUCUUCAUUGGGAACCUGGCCUUCUCUGACCUACUAGCUGGCUCUGCAUACAUUGCCAACAUCUUCCUGUCUGGCCCUAGGACAUUUCAUUUGACUCCUGUCCAGUGGUUCAUACGAGAAGGGACUGCUUUCAUUGCACUGUCCGCCUCAGUUUUCAGCCUGCUGGCUAUUGCUAUCGAGCGCUACAUUGCCAUCACCAAGGUCAAGGUUUACGGAUCCAACAAAACGUGCCGCAUGUUUCUUCUGAUUGGAGCAUGCUGGGUGAUGUCCAUUCUUCUGGGAGGUCUUCCUAUUAUUGGUUGGAACUGUAUUAAUAACCUGGAUGAUUGCUCAGCUGUUUUGCCCCUCAACACCCGAUACUACAUCCGGUUUGUUGUCACCAUCUUUAGCAUCAUCUUGCUGUCCAUUGUGAUCCUUUACGUUCGUAUCUAUCUCAUUGUGCGCACCAGCCACCAAGAGGCCACCAAUUCUCCAGCGUACGCUCUCCUGAAAACGGUCACAAUUGUCCUUGGCGUCUUCAUCAUCUGUUGGCUGCCUGCCUUCACCAUCCUUCUCCUGGACACUUCCUGCAAGAUGAAGCAAUGCCCCAUCCUCAGUAACGCUGCCAUCUUCUUCAGCUUUGCCACACUGAAUUCGGCACUGAACCCGUUGAUCUACACCUUGCGGAGUAAGGACAUGAGGAAGGAGUUCUUGAGGGUCCUGUGUUGCUGGGGGCUGCUCAAUUGCGGCAGACCUCCUCACCGCUGCAUGGUACCACUCAAAAGCUCGAGUUCAAUGGAGCACUGCACCAACAAACAUGAACAUCAGUCCAUUCCCAUCAUGCAGGACUGCACUACCUGUGUUUGAUUUCGUCUACACAGUGCCCAAGUGUUUGCAGAUCCCCACCUUCUUGGAGGCAAGGCACAUACGACAGAAGUGUUCAGAGACCUUGUGGGUCAAACAAGAAUCACAACUAAUGACUCUUACAUUUAGAGCAGAUAUGCCAGCUGUGUUACCAGACUCCCAUAUGUCCUUAGUCGCUUCUGUCAUUGCAAAGUUUCUUGACCAUCACAGCAGACUUGUCCUGCAAAUUAAUCCAUCAACAAAUCCUACGAAACGAAAGAAAGCCUAACGGAAAUGGGAAUAUGCAUUUUAGCUCUUUGACCAAACAUGAUCAAUCAAAGUUGAAGAUAUUGCACUUUGUAGACUUUGUAGGCAGUUUGGCAUUCUGUACUUCUCAUGUGCUGAACAACCUACUAGAAGUCACAUACAAGAUGUAUCCUAUCCACUGUCAUGGUUCAGAAAUAUGAAUGGACAGACUGAAAUGUAAAGAUCGACAAUGCACUCCAAGUGAGCCAAACCACCAUGUAUGCUUGCAGAACCUCUCCUAAUGUAUUUAUCGAAUUACUUGAUAUACGCAACACCCUUUGAUUACCAACAGUAAAAGUAUUCCACGACAUUGUAUUGCAUGAAAUUCUAACCUGUGUAAAGACUAAUAUGUAUGCCAAGCCUAUCUACAGUUGUCAAUGUUACUCCUCUAUGUCCAUUUUGUCCACUCACAGUACCUUACUAUUCUUUCUUUUAACAUUCCUAAUUUUUCCUAAGAGGAAAACCCAGUCAGUACGUCAUUACUGAAAUCCUACAUUGAAAUUCUCCCAGCAGCUGAUGUAAAUGCUGGACCUGUUGGCAUGACAAUGUUGUAGCAUUGCUGCGGCAGCGUGUGCUUUUUUUUGUCCCCUCAUGAUGAAUUAAACUGAAUAUACGAAUGAAGUGUUACGAGCGAACGUUUCCGCUGAUCGACAGUAUUACUGAACAUCAUUGUUCUCCUGUUGAUUAUUGGGCUUGCAGCAACAAGAAGAGUCAACUUAAUGGCAUUUAAAGUUAAAAGUAAUUGAUAUGCCAUUGAUGAGAUGUGAAACUCUGAGAUUAGGACAAACUGAGCAUAGCUUUUUCUCUCAAAUUCAUUCUGAAAUCGGAGGGAAGUGAGGUGUUGUGCUCUUUUAAAUGGUUCACAAGUCUUCCGAAGAAGCUAUAAACUUCCUGCAACCACAGGAAGUCUGGUGUUUCCUAUGCUUUUUCUAGUUGUAUUGAACUGACCUUAAUCUUCUCAUACGUUAAUAUCAUCAGCCCAACACUUUCACUCACAAUGAUACCAGUUCACAAUUUGAUCCCAACAUGUUUUAGUUUCCUCUGUUGAUCAGUUCAGUUUAGCAGAGAAAGCACUUUGGCAGCUCUUCCAAUACCGGCCUAUUGUUUUUUCUUCUUCUUUAUUUUUAUGCAUGAAGAGUUUAAGACUGUGUGAGCAUCCCUAUCACUCCGUUCAACGUAAAACAUAGCCAAUCCUGUGGAACAAUGUUUUUUAUUAUUAUAAAUGUAUGUAUGUAUGUAUCUAUGUACAGUAUGUAUGUAAUGUGUAUACAUAUAGAAUGUCUUGUGUGCAAUAGCCUUGUGUUUAGUAGCAAGCUACCUGUGCUAAAUCGGUACAAUCCCAAACACUAAUGUAGGUACAUACACAUUAGUUAAUUUCUUUUUUUUUUUGUAAUAAAAAUAAAUUAAAUGCAUCAAA
This is a messenger RNA of Danio aesculapii, 3463 nucleotides long. It is a transcript of the gene s1pr2, whose product is annotated as sphingosine-1-phosphate receptor 2. The record is from RefSeq and is a predicted model, not a curated record. Gene Ontology annotation, biological process: sphingosine-1-phosphate receptor signaling pathway. NCBI's taxonomy places the organism in Eukaryota, Metazoa, Chordata, Actinopteri, Cypriniformes, Danionidae. The transcript is spliced from 2 exons. Gene Ontology annotation, cellular component: membrane. Gene Ontology annotation, molecular function: sphingosine-1-phosphate receptor activity. Bases 652 to 1764 code for a protein of 370 amino acids.